Messenger RNA from Oreochromis niloticus (Nile tilapia), 594 nucleotides. It is a transcript of the gene npvf, whose product is annotated as neuropeptide VF precursor. The record is from RefSeq and is marked provisional. Gene Ontology annotation, molecular function: signaling receptor binding. Gene Ontology annotation, biological process: negative regulation of gonadotropin secretion; neuropeptide signaling pathway. NCBI's taxonomy places the organism in Eukaryota, Metazoa, Chordata, Actinopteri, Cichliformes, Cichlidae.
AUGUUGGUAACAAUGAUACUGUCUGCGCUCCUGAUGCUCCGGGGUCUUGGAGGGUCUGAUGUACAUGUCUUUGGUAAAUCAGUCCGCAGCGGUAAAACCUUGCUCAGCAGCAAUGACGGCACAUAUUCUGUGAGGAAACAGCCACACCAAGAGACUAAAAAUGAAAUCCACAGGAGCUUAGAUCUCGAGAGCUUCAAUAUACACGUGGCUCCCACCACCAGCAAAUUCAGCCUCCCAACCAUCAUCAGGUUCUAUCCGCCCACUGUCAAACCCCUCCACCUGCACGCCAACAUGCCGUUGCGCUUUGGGAGACAGAGUGAUGAAAGGACACCAAACUCCUCUCCCAACCUGCCCCAGAGGUUUGGAAGAUCCUGGGAGGCGAUUCGAGUGUGUGCAGAGUGCCCGAGCGUCAGACGAGCACCGAACCAACUGCUGUCUCAAAGAUUUGAGAGGAAUAGUCCCUACUGGAAGCUUCUGAGGACUGUGGCCAGUGAACAGUUAUUAAACACUGGUUUGCACUGGGCUGAAAACUUUGAUUCAACAACUACCUCAGAUGAAGAAACAGAGCUGGAAGAAAAAAAGAGUAAAGAGUGA